UUAUGGAAUCCAAUAUUGUUCCUGAUAAGUACAGAGCCUCUUUGCAUUUGGAGGAUCCCAAUGUUGAAUGGAGAUAUGGGAAUCCUCCAACUUAUGAAAUUGCUAACCAACUCUUUGGAGAGGGAAGAACAAAGGAGUGGCCAAAUGAAUCUCCCGAAGAAAAAGUGCAAAAUGCUAUCAAAUCAUGGCACAUGGAGAUUGUCCACAAGACUAAAUUACAGGAUUUUAAGACUAUAAUCCCUGAAAAAUUCAAGCUUUUUGUCAAUGGAAGAGAUGGGUUAUCAGGAGAAGAAAUACUUAGGAUUGGAGGCUUCAAUGCAUUGCUAAAGAGUUCUGUGCCAGAGGAAUUGCAAUAUUUCAAAGCAGACAGAGAAACAUUUGAAUCAACUCAUAAAGACUUUAAAACAUGUUUUCCAAGAGGAUUUACAUGGGAAGUUACAGAGGUUUAUUCACCUCCUCCUUUAAUUGCUUUCAAGUUUAGGCAUUGGGGUUUCUUUGAAGGACCUUACAAAGCCCACCCUCCAACUGGUGAAUUGAUUCAAUUCUAUGGCAUGGCAACUCUCAAGGUAGAUUGUUUAUCCAUGAAGAUUGAAGAAUUUCAUAUGUACUAUGAUCCAGGAGAGCUAUUUGGAGCUCUUUUUAAGGCCAAAACAAGUACUGCCUCAGAAUCCAGAGGCCAACAUAAUCACAAAGAUUUAGCUGCUUCAAUAGCCUGCCCAUUUUCUAAACUCAACUACCACUUCAAAUAAAUAAAUAAAAUAAUAAUAAAUACUUUGUUGGUCUAAGAAUUAUAUACAUGUAUAUGUAUAUGUUAUGUGUAAUUGUAACCUAUUGAUCUAUAUGUAUACAUAUGCUAAUCCCAUAUGAACAACUUGUUUUUUUUUUUCUAUGGAAUAAAUUUUAUAUCAAGAAUAUAAUAAAGAAUACUUGGAUAAGA
Molecule: messenger RNA, 937 nt
Organism: Benincasa hispida (wax gourd)
Lineage: Eukaryota; Viridiplantae; Streptophyta; Magnoliopsida; Cucurbitales; Cucurbitaceae
Product: pathogen-related protein-like
Source: RefSeq, a predicted model, not a curated record